Radiomyces spectabilis is the source of this 507-nucleotide messenger RNA. RefSeq lists its product as uncharacterized. The annotation marks the transcript as partial. Lineage: Eukaryota; Fungi; Mucoromycota; Mucoromycetes; Mucorales; Radiomycetaceae. Gene Ontology annotation, molecular function: protein binding; phospholipid binding. The record is from RefSeq and is a predicted model, not a curated record. The transcript is spliced from 2 exons.
CCGCCGGCAUAUGACGAUCCAAUCCAUCCCUGGAAUGACAAGUUACCAGCCCACUGGACGUCAUGGAAAGUGGAACCACGGGAAGAAGAAGGACAAGAAAAAUUGCCGCCUUACGAAUGCACAGUUUACAAAAUGGGCUUUGUUAAAUUAAAGCGAGAAUUAAAACGACCGGGCGUUUUAUCGGGGCAUCGAUCAUGGACACAAGUCUAUUUAAAAUUGUGGGGAACCAUGAUUCAAAUUUACAAAAAGGCACCACAAUCGGAUGGUCAUAAACCGUUAUGGUCUUUUUCCAUGGAAAAUAUGCAAAUAACCGUGCCUUCCGACUACAAGAAAUACCGUCAUGUGAUUCGUCUUCAGGUGCCUGACGGACCUCGGUUCCUUGUCCGAACGACCAACGCAACAGAUCAGAACUUAUGGAUAGAACAUCUGCAAGCCUCGGCCAAUGUGAGCUCAGAUAUCGAUAGCCGAUCCAUGCCGCAGUUUAUUACACUGUCACGACAUCGACGA